AUGCCAAAUAGUUUAAGACGUCUUGCAUCAAAUGAUUUGCUUGCAUCAAAGAUCUUCUUGUGGAAUUGUAACAGUUCAAGAUCUUCUUGUGGAAUUGUGCAAGCAGAUCUUACUCCAAUUGAUAUAUUCUCUGAUGAUGAAGAAUUUAGACAUCAAGAAAUUGAUGAUGAAUUAACUGUUACAAUUCCACAAGAAGAUCUGCUUGCAUCAAAUCAUUUAAAUUCUGAACAAAAACACGCAUAUGAAUUAAUUCUCAAAACUUUACUUCUCAACAAACCUGCUGCAUUUUUCAUUGAUGGUCCUGCUGGCACUGGAAAAACAUUUCUAUACAAAACACUUCUUGCUGAAAUUAUAUCAAAACAUAUGAUAGCACUUGCAACUGCUGUUACAGUGGAUAAGAUGUUACAAGAUAUAAAUGAUACAAACAUUCCUUUCGGUGGAAAAGUUAUUGUUUUUGGUGGAGAUUUUCGUCAAGUAUUACCUGUAAUUCGAAAAAGUACAAAAGAAGAACAAAUUGAUGCAAGCUUUGCCCGCUCUCAUUUAUGGUCUUCUUUAACCAAAAUUAAAUUAAUAGAAAAUAUGAGAUCUAGAUUGGAUCCUGAUUUUUGUCGUUAUUUAAUUGAAAUUGGUAAUGGUAAUGAACCAAUUACUGUUAAAGAUAUGAUCAAAAUUCCAACAGAAAUGCUUAUUCAAUAUAACAAUGAUGCUGAAUCUUUAAAUUAUUUAUUAGAAGCUAUUUUUGAAGACAUAUCAAAUUAUUCAAACAAUUUAAUUGAAAUGACAAAUCGAACUAUAUUAACACCAAAAAAUCACUCAGUUGAUGAAAUAAAUGUCAUAAUCAUUGAAAAAUUUCCUGGUGAUGUGGUGCGAUAUUAUAGUUUCGAUGAAACAAUUGAUACAUCUGAAUAA
Messenger RNA from Carya illinoinensis, 909 nucleotides. RefSeq lists its product as uncharacterized. Lineage: Eukaryota; Viridiplantae; Streptophyta; Magnoliopsida; Fagales; Juglandaceae. Gene Ontology annotation, biological process: telomere maintenance; DNA repair. Gene Ontology annotation, molecular function: DNA helicase activity. The transcript is spliced from 2 exons. The record is from RefSeq and is a predicted model, not a curated record. The coding region runs from base 1 to 909 and encodes 302 amino acids.